GUAUCAAUCUUAACUACACUGCAAAUACUGUAUGUUACGUAUAGUUAAUGUGAAAAAUAAUUUAUUUAUUGUAUAUUUUGUUUUUUCUAACGUAACAUCUAUAAAAUUCUGUAAAAUUUAUUGAAUCGAGAGAGGAAAAUCUAUUGUGACCUAUGGUUCGCGUACGGCGUACCGCACACAAGUAAAUCGAAAUUCCGUCGAAGGAUUUCGAUAUUCGUUUUUCCUAAACGAUGCAUUAGAAAAUCCUAACGAGGUAGUUAUAAUUAUGUAAUUAGAGCAUUCAUUUUCAAUAUUAUAUUCCGGAUAAAUAGCAUUGUACGAAAAUAAAUGCUUACAUUAUUAGCUUGUCAAAUUCCAAAUUUCUAUGUCUUCCUUGCAUUAUCUCUGUCUCUUUCAUAUGCGAGAGGCGCACGAAAAACGUGUACAUGUGUGUGUUUCUACUUUGGCCGCGACUCGAUAUCAAUGAACACCUAACAUCGCAUUAGAAUUUACUUACUUAUAAAACGUAAUAUAUACUUAUUUGAAAUUGCGAUGAAAAAUUAAUCAACCGCUCAUCUUGCGGAAGAGGAAAAAAAUGACAGGUUGCUGCCCUUGGAUUUUAAAUUGCCAACUUGGGGGUUAUGUUAUUUUCAAGUUACAGACAGAAGAUUUUUUUUAAUAAAUUGUAUCGAACAUGAGUGCGAGAGCUGGUCAUAUUUCCCGAGUUGAUGAUUCUUCAGAAAGUCGAUUACGUAAAAGGAAACAACAUUCUCAAGAAUCCAACUCCCAGUCAAGUAGAAGUAGAGAGUCCGAUGCAUCCUUCAAGCGCAGAAAUAUCUCUGACAAGGAUAAAAAACAAAAAAAUAGACAACGCAGUAAUUCUAGUGGUAGUUCUAACUUCAGUAAGAGUUCCUUUUCUAAUAUUAGAAAACCUAUUAGAACAGGCAAAGGUGGCCCAAAUACUGGUUACGAGAGAGAUGUGAGGAGAACAAGAAAUUUUCAAAAUGGUGAAAAUACUAAUUAUCGUAGAAAUCGAGUAGAUGAUAGAUCAUUUCAACAAAGAAAUCAGAGUAGAUUCCAACAGAACAGAACCUUUGAUAAUCAAAGGUUUAAUAACAGAUUUGAAAACCGAAAUGGUAGAAAUUUCACGCAACGCAGAGAUAAUCAAUUCAAUCAGCGUGGGUUUAUAGAUAGAAACAGAAACAAUCGAAACUGGAACCAAAACAAUGGCGAUAGGAGAUUUCAAAAUCAAAGAAAUCAAGGAAAUAAUUGGAACAGGAAUAAUCAAGGUAAUUUUGAUCGAAGACAACCGGAUAGGUUUAUGAAUUCAGGUAAUAGACCAAGUACUGGCGAACGGUACUGGAAACAAACCCCACUGAACGACAGAUAUGUACAAAAUCGUAGCGAAUCAAAAAAUAUUGAUUCAGGAAGAACAAGAGAGGUAAGAAGUACAAGAGAAUCUAGGACUUUCGAAAAUCGAAAUAGAAUUGAAAAGACUCCACCAGCCUUAUCGCCAGAGCCAAAUCCUGUUGAGGAAGAGAGGAUCGAUGUGUCAGAGAUAGAAAUACAAAAGCUUAUUUCUGAAAAAAAGAAAAAGAAAAAGAAGUCUCGAUCAUCUUCGUCCUCGUCUACAUCUUCUGCUUCAUCUUCAACCACAGAUACCGAUUCCAGUGAUUCCAAUGAUUCUAGUGACGAAUCAAGUAGUAGUAGUAGCAGUUCUGAUGACGAAAAGAAAAAAAAGAAAAAGAAGAAACUGGCAAAAAAAUUAAAAAAGAAGGAGAAAAAGCGUAAGAAGAAGAAGAAGAAAAAACUAAAGAAAAAACUAUCUAAGAAAGUAAAGAAUUCUGUGGGUGAAGAGAAAAAACUUUCUAACAAAAUAGAAAGUGAUCAAGAUCGAUUGCUCAGUGAUAUUUCACUAGAACAAUCAAUGAGAUCAAAAGCAAUGGCUCCAAUGUCUAAAAAGGAAUGGGAAAAACGACAAAAUGUUGUCCGAAGAAUUUAUGAUGAAGAAUCAGGAAGACACAGACUAAUUAAAGGUGAUGGUGAAGUUAUAGAAGAAAUUGUGAGUCGAGAUCGUCACAAGCAAAUUAAUAACCAAGCAACUAGAAGUGAUGGAGAAUACUUUCAGUCACAAUUAAGGAAAAAGUGAAGAUACCAAUCUUAUAAUCCCAAGGGCCAUCUAAAACUAUUUUUCUUAAAUUGCACAGUUAUUGUCAUAUAUUAAGACAAUUAAGUCUUCGAUUCUUGUCUGAAUAGAGUAAAGUAAUAUUACUGUAUAA
Ceratosolen solmsi marchali is the source of this 2258-nucleotide messenger RNA. RefSeq lists its product as uncharacterized. The transcript has 3 exons. NCBI's taxonomy places the organism in Eukaryota, Metazoa, Arthropoda, Insecta, Hymenoptera, Agaonidae. The coding region runs from base 674 to 2128 and encodes 484 amino acids. Gene Ontology annotation, cellular component: nucleolus. The record is from RefSeq and is a predicted model, not a curated record.